Messenger RNA from Erigeron canadensis, 754 nucleotides. Its product is annotated as josephin-like protein. Gene Ontology annotation, molecular function: cysteine-type deubiquitinase activity. Lineage: Eukaryota; Viridiplantae; Streptophyta; Magnoliopsida; Asterales; Asteraceae. The record is from RefSeq and is a predicted model, not a curated record. The transcript is spliced from 2 exons. Bases 4 to 561 code for a protein of 185 amino acids. Gene Ontology annotation, biological process: protein deubiquitination.
GCGAUGGAAGAUGAAAAUGAAAAGAAGAAGAUGAAAGUAUAUCAUGAAAGACAAAAAUUACAAUUUUGUCUUUUACACGCUCUCAAUAAUCUUUUCCAGGAAAAGAAUGCAUUUACACGCAAAGAUUUGGAUCAGAUAGCGGAAAAGCUAGUUCUAGAAGACCCAUACAAAGGCAACUGGACACCGCUUUCAGUUAUCUUCAAGCCUCAUCAUAAUUCACUAACAGGUAAUUACGAUAUUAAUGUGUUAAUUUCUGCGGUUGAAGGGAAGGGGAAGAGGGUAGUUUGGCAUGAUAGGAGAAACAAAGCAGCUUCCAUUGAUCUCGAUGAAAAUGAAGGUAAGUUAAUGGGAAUCGUGUUAAAUGUUCCUGUGAAAAGGUACGCUGGAAUUUGGAAGGGUAGACAUUGGGUUUCCUUGAGAAGGAUUAAUGGGGUUUGGUAUAAUUUGGAUAGUGACUUUGCAUCUCCUUACUCGUUUGGAAGUAUCGAAGAAUUUAGGGAUUUCUUAGAUAGCGCCAUUGAUAUUGGUACUGAAAUACUACUUGUAAAGGAUUCUGAAUAGUUUGCUGAGAUAGGGGUUGGUUUUAUUCAGGCACUGUUAUACUGGUUGCAGCAAUUUGUAGUUACAAAGUGAUGAAGUUUUUUUUUUUCUCAAUGUUUUACACGUUUCAAGGCUUCUUUUGUAAGUUUGGUUAAAUACAAGAGUGUUUGUAUGUAUUCUGUCAUUUAAUAUCAAAGAACUUCGGUUCUGCGUA